Molecule: messenger RNA, 699 nt
Organism: Tripterygium wilfordii
Lineage: Eukaryota; Viridiplantae; Streptophyta; Magnoliopsida; Celastrales; Celastraceae
Product: 60S ribosomal protein L21-1-like
Exons: 2
Coding region: 137-382 (81 amino acids)
Biological process (GO): translation
Cellular component (GO): cytosolic large ribosomal subunit; ribosome
Molecular function (GO): structural constituent of ribosome
Source: RefSeq, a predicted model, not a curated record
UAAGUGAAAGCCCACUAUCCAAACCGCUUAGAAACCCUAGGAAUAAGAUUGGAGGCUGAUAUACAUUCUCCACUGUCGCCUCGGGUUUUUGCCAUUUCAGUCGCGGAGCCCCAAGAGUAAUAGAGGUGGUGAGAAGAUGCCGGCAGGUCAUGGGCAGAGAGCGAGGACUAGGGAUUUGUUCUCCAGGCCCUUCAGGAAGAAGGGGUAUGUGCCACUGACAACGCACCUGAGGACCUAUAAGAUAGGGGAGUACGUCGACGUCAAAGUUAAUGGAGCCAUCCACAAGGGCAUGCCUCACAAGUUCUAUCACGGCCGCACUGGACCCGUCUGGAACGUCACAAAGCGCACAAUUGGUGUUGAAGUUAACAAGCAGAAAACAUGAGUUGAUACUUGAUACAAUGGGGUUUUGGAAUAAUUAGCUUAUUUUCAAUGAAGUAUGUGACACGCUCAUGGUCGUGGGCAUUAAUUAGUGCUGUGGUUUGUGCAUCUUAGUCUGCUAUGGAGUGCCUUGUAAGUGUGGUGAGAAAAUUAGAUCAAUGUCUGUUGUAGCUGAUGUAUUGAUUUGAGGUGCUCUAGUAUUUGUAUCUUUGGGUCUGCAUAGGGGACAACAUCUCGUGUAACUGGAAUGGAUUUAAAUUGAAGUGGUUUGCUCUUGUGACUUGUAUAUAACUAUAUAUGUGUAUGUGUAAUUUUCCUUGA